Amyelois transitella is the source of this 1089-nucleotide messenger RNA. Its product is annotated as tetraspanin-1. The transcript has 4 exons. The record is from RefSeq and is a predicted model, not a curated record. Lineage: Eukaryota; Metazoa; Arthropoda; Insecta; Lepidoptera; Pyralidae. The coding region runs from base 250 to 1089 and encodes 279 amino acids. Gene Ontology annotation, cellular component: membrane.
UUCAGGGCAGCGCAGUUUUAGACAUUUUAUAGUAAUAUCUGUAUCUGUGCGGUUAAGCUUUUUUUCAGGCUUUCUCGCAUAAAUAAUUUGUUCCGUUUGGUUUAUUUUGAAUGAAAAUAUAAACAUCUACUUUUAUUAAAGACGUUGAUUUGAUUCACUGUGCUCAAUAAACAUCCGAGAGCUUUUGCAACGAGAUCUUUCAGGACACCAUAAAAUUUCUAAAUACGUCUUACAAGCUUACACGAAAUCAUGGGAAUGUCUCGGUGUUAUUCGUUAAUGAAAUGCUUGCUUAUUCUAUUCAACAUCAUCUUCUUGUGCGUGGGUGGCGGGGCCAGCGCCUUCGCGGCUUGGGCGCUAUGGGACGGCCGGGCCAGUGAGAGCUCUGAGGGCCGCGCGGGGCUCUGCGCCCUGCUGGCCUGGAGCACCGUGUUGCUGCUGGGAGCCCUAGCCGCGUUGGCGGGCUGCGGUAGAAGCUCGUCAUCGCUCCUCGCAGCAGCAUUCGCUCUUCUGGCGUUGAGUGCAGUUGCGGAGGCUGCGGCUGCGUGGUGGGGCGCUGCCCAUCUGCCUCAACUCCAGCAUGCUUUGCUCCAAAGGCUGGAGCAUACGGUGCGAGUGGAUUAUGGAGUUCUGCCAGCGCGGACGAGUGUGAUUGAUUCUAUUCAGCAAGGGUUGGAGUGUUGUGGUGCGGAGGGCCCCCGCGACUGGCAGGACUCCGCGUGGUCUCGCUCGCAGGCCCGCGCUGGCGGGGAGCUGGUCGGGGACUCCGCCCCGGCCGCGGAGGCGCGCUCUGAUACCCUGGAUCUGUCCGUGUCUGCGCCCACGGCUUACUACUGGGUGCCUUCAUCUUGCUGCUCUUCCGAGCUGUCGGAGGAGCAGUGCGAGCGGGCGCGGCGCGCGGCGGCGGCGGCGGCGCCGGGCGGCGGCGUGCGCGGCGCGGGCUGCGGCGCGCGCGUGCUGGCGGCGCUGUGGGCGCGCGCGCGCGGCCCGCUGCUGGCGGCCGCCGCGCUGCUGGCCGCGCACGCGCUGGCGCUGCUGCUGGCGCUGGCGCUGUGUCUGCGCGCGCAGCCGCACCACAGGUACAAGGCCUAA